ACUCGAAUUAAAAGCUAUAUUUAUAAGAGAAAUACCAACUUUCAAGUUAAAAAUUGCUGUAAUCAUUUUGUUUUAUAAUUCAUUUCACAAUACGUCUAUUAAAAUAUUCUUAUUCAAUUCACUGAUGGCUGCCCAAAUACAAAAACUUUUAUCUUUAUCAUUCAUAUUCUCGUGCAUGAUUAUUGCAACGAUUGCAGUAAGCUGUCCCUCAUACUUAAGAGAACGCGAUGUAUGUAAACCUUACGAUCAAACGCAUCGUUACAAUGAACGGACUGUUAUUUACGACGAAUUUGACGAUUUAGAUGAAUAUGAUGUGGUUUACCCGGUUUACCCUGAUGAUUAUUUUUUUGAUGACGACUUAGUAGUUUACCCUGAUGACGACUUAGUAGUUUACCCUGAUGACGACUUA
Messenger RNA from Racocetra persica, 409 nucleotides. The record is from the annotation of a GenBank genome assembly. Lineage: Eukaryota; Fungi; Glomeromycota; Glomeromycetes; Diversisporales; Gigasporaceae.